Molecule: messenger RNA, 1726 nt
Organism: Oryzias latipes (Japanese medaka)
Lineage: Eukaryota; Metazoa; Chordata; Actinopteri; Beloniformes; Adrianichthyidae
Gene: ciao2a
Product: cytosolic iron-sulfur assembly component 2A
Source: RefSeq, a predicted model, not a curated record
GCUCCUCACUCUUCUAAUGUAACUCUAGUGUAACUAUGUCUAUGGCCAUUGCAGUACAUGUUCGGCAAUGCGAACUGAAAAUUUGACAUGAUUAUGUUUAGUUUAAAUGAGAUAACAACAAAACUGCUUCAGUUUUUCUUUUUUAGCUCACAGCAGUGUCGUUGAUCGAUUGCUUUUCCCGAAUAGAGCCAGCAAACGUUAGUGCUGACAAACGCAGCAAGCACCAAACGUAGAUCUGCAAAACACCAGCCCGUGUGACAAAGAAAAUCUUUCCUCCAUGUUCAUUGUUGCAGAUCUGGUGAAAGUCUAAGCCCCGCCCUCCGUCUUUCACUUCCUCCUCAGUCUGUCGUCGCUUCGGUCGGGUUCGUUUAUUAUGGCGCUUUUAGGAGUAUGGAGUCGGUGUUGCGCCUCGCAUUGCUGAGCGUCUCUCAGGUUUUACAGCUUGUUGAAAAAAGGGGUGCGGAUAAAAGGACAAAAAUGGAGGAAAAGGCGUUAGAAGUUUACGAUGUGAUCCGAUCGAUCCGGGACCCAGAGAAACCCAACACGCUGGAGGAACUGGAGGUGGUGACGGAGAAAUGUGUGGAGGUCCAGGAUCUGGGAGAGGACGAGUACCUGAUCAUCAUCAAGUUUUCCCCCACCGUCCCUCACUGCUCCCUUGCUACUCUCAUUGGUUUGUGCCUACAAGUGAAGCUGCAGCGCUGUUUGCCUUUCAAACACAAGCUGGAAAUUUACCUUUCAGAAGGAACCCAUUCUACAGAGGAAGACAUAAACAAACAAAUCAAUGAUAAGGAGCGAGUGGCCGCCGCUAUGGAGAACCCCAACCUUCGAGAGAUCGUGGAGCAGUGCGUGACGGAACCAGACGACUGAGCCUCAGUGUGUGUUUGUGCGUGAUUGAAUUGUCCAUUUGAGCAAAGGACAGGAUCAGGUUGGACCUUUUUGACCCAGAAGGAAAACAACUGUCCCUUUUUCCUUUUUUUUUUCUCAUGCCGCAAGAGGGAAAAUGAUGAAAAUGUUUUUGCGGAGAGAAACUUAAACUGAUGCUUGAGAAGUUCUGAUUUUCUUAAAAAUGAUUUGUACUUUUAGAUGUUUUAAAUGAAUUAAAGCUGUUGCGUGUCAGUCUUUGUCUGAGGGGGUGGGGGGGCUAAAGGACAUUUAAAAACAAAAGUAACUAAAGGCACAUUCUAUUCCCAGGGUCUUUUCCCAAAAAGCUAACUCAAUAGAAAUCCUGACCAAAUUCAAGAUGAGCUGUUUCACAAACUGGAAAAAGUCUGAGUUUGGUUUUGACUCCUCCCACUUGAGAGUCACACUUUCAUCCCCACAUAAAAACUGACGUGAGGCUGAGAGUGAAUCAUUUUUAGAGUUUCUAACAAACACUUUGCUAUUCUUUUGUAAAAAUAAGCCGUUGGUUUAGGAACAGAAAAUGAAUGCAGUUCUAUGUUAGAAAAAAGUGAUCUGCACUUAUUGUUACUCUUCAAUCUUAUUGUCAUAUGCUCCGCACACUACAGAUGCUGUUGGACACACUGAAUGUUAAUUACAAAUCUGGGAGCCAAAAUCUUUAAAUGUGCAAACUUGACCACAUCAUUAGUUCAUUAUGGUAUGCACAUAUUGAUUUUUCUGUUCAUCUUUGUGUCUUUUUUAGGGGAAGUUUUCCUCUAAGGGAAAAAUGUCACAUUUUGUUUAUUGUACACACAAAAUAUUUGGAAUAAAGUUUAUGGCAAUAGAUUAA